UGGAACGGGGGAAGGGUCUGGUGCUCCUGAAUCUAUCACAUGACCUCUCACUAUAUAGAUGCUGGAGUGGAGAAGAUCAGUGCCUGCCAACUGCACCCUUGUCGUUUUGUCGCAAAAUCGACAUUUGGAACCCUAACCCAUGCACAGGAAGCGAUAGCGGAUGAUCAAAUAAGAGCUUGUGACUCAUCACGAAAACUCCACCAAUUAGUCACCGAAUGACACCCCCCCACGCACUCCAUGGAUUGAUAUUUCCGUGAGUGCGUUUCAAAGUCUUCAGCACCGGGUUAAAGGGCUAGCUAAACCGUCUGGUGACUUAUCACUGUGACUGGGGUAUUAACAUACUGACAGCUAAUCUGUGAUCAGCUGGUGAAGAGACUCAGCCAAGCGCUAGCAAUAGACCAGUUAGCAUGACCAGUCUACUACUGUGGUUCAUAUAUCCAAGUCUGCUUCUAACUAGGCAACAAGCGAGGUGGGUUCAUUUUUUAUACUUGAUAUGGAUUGUAAUAGUACGACAUUGUACUGGAUUCAUGGUAAGGUCAACUUUGAUUGAAUUAGACCAGUUUCCUGUAUUGUCAUCAAACCUGAAAGGGAUUUUAGGAGCUUAGCAUCGGAGUUAGCAUUGCUGAAUCGGCAGCAGCGGUAGCUUUGUAUACAGUAUAGCAACUUUGAUAUACUGUAUCCAGACUGAAGGGUUUGGCUCAAUUGUGUUUCAAGCUAUUCAGAAAGUGAGUUCGACUCAAGUAUAUCACUUACCUAGGUUGAAUUAUAAAAUGCAUAUUUCAGUGUCAAUUAUAAAUUGCACCUGACCUCUGCAGCCAAUGUGAACUACUCCAGUAGCCAUGAAACAUGAUGUUCUCCUGUAGUUAGGGCGUGGUUAAUGUAGCGUCUGAGCUGACAUGCAGGCUGUUUACAGGGUGUUAAGCAGGCUCCCUGCUGCCUGGUUCAUUAGAUAAUGGUUGCUGGAGCCUUAAUCCUACUGGCCUACUAGAGCAGACUGUCAGGUGGUGACUGGACCAGUAUCAAAUCCAACAAACUGCACUGUGAGAUCAAUUAGGCUGGCUUAUACACUGCAGCCAUCACUAUGCUGCUGUAGACUCAUCAUUAGCAGUGGCUUCCAGUACUUCAGCUACUUCAUCAACAGUUCGCCAUUCGCCAAACUUAACAAGCGCUAUUGUGCCCGGCUCUCAAAGACUCUAUCACUGGUUGUCAGCCAGGCAAUAAACCCCCCCCAAAAGAAACGACUUCCCAGGAAGCAGUCGAAGAUCAACCUGUCCCCUCUUAUCUUGAGGAUUUGCACACUUACACUGGGUAUUUAAAAAAAAAAACGAAUUAGGAUCCAUCACAUUGACAUGCCAGACCUUACCUGUGUGCAUCCUGAAGUCUUCUCAAUUCUGUUGUUUCUCUGUUUUACACUCUGCUCACAUCCAAAGAGUUUGCUCUUUGAGGCCUCAUCUCCUCUGUCCUUCCUGAAGGUUGAGGGUGUAAAUUAACUGUUAGGUUAAAGUGUGACUCCAGAAGAAACUGUUGAAAGGUAGCAAAUAGAUAAUUAUCCAUUAGAUGUAAUGCUUUCAUUUUUAUUGAACUCCAGAUUAAAUUGGUGGAUAUAAUUCCCUGAAUUCCAUUCUGCAAUCAAUCUUUGUGGUUUUUAAGAUAUUGACUAUCCAUUUUUUAAGUUUGCAUUGCUCCAAAAAAUAUUGAGUGUUGUUAGCACAACAAACUGUGAUAUUUGACGUGCUCAUGUGUGUGUGUGACAGAUAUCACUGUGAUUCAUUUCCUACCUCACAACAACACCUCAACCAGGGCACAGAAUAUGCUGUAUUGUCUCUCAUUUGGUUUCAACUGUGAAAGUCAGCAUUGUGUUGUCAGCAACACAGCCACCAACCAGCCACCCCACAAAACAGCAAGCAAUGUAUAGCACAGCGGGUUCCGGAGUUCGUUUAGCCAACGCUGUGUUAAGAUAUUGUAGGAUUGGAAGGAAAAGAUGAGGAAGAGUGAAAAUGGAAUUCCGUCAAGCUGUGCGGCUAUUGGUAGGAAGUCAAAUGACCCCCCCCUCCCCUUUUUAUCGAACAACAUAACGUUACGGCAGGCCAAUGGAAUGCGGUCGGCUCACCGUAAAUCAACUGAGCAUGCUCAAAGGGCAAUCUGGUGUUUCCCAUCAGGAAAGCCACCAGGCCGCCGUGUCAACAAUGACGGAUAACUUCCAGGGUGCGGCCAUAACUCACACAUGUCCCCAUUCAAACACGCCAAUGCAGACAGACACACACACACGUCUUGUACACACAGGCACACGUUUUGAAACUGAAAGUGUGACUUCCCCACACUGACUACAGAUCAGCAGAUAUCUCUCUCCCAUUUUCGGAAAAAGGCUGGACUUCCUUCCACGGCAGCUUUUCAAAGUUCAGGUUUGAUCUGCCUGCCUCUUUUUUUUUUUUUUUGCAUCUUUCACUCAAUCCCUCUUUCUCCUUUUGAGUUGUGUUUCUCUGUACAGACACACUGUAGCAUAAGGUGUAGGUAGUCAUUCCUUUGUCACUGACCUAAUCAACCUUACAGACUUUUAUAUUUAAUUACUGCUGAGUAAGAGCAGCGUGCUGAAUUAUUAACGAGAUGCACAGGUUAUUUUUAGCGAGGUGGCCUCUCCUCUGACACUGCUAAGCUUGGCCUAAGAUGAUGAAACCACUUUGCAAUCACAAAGUAAGUUUACGACUUCAAUCCUGCGAAGUGUAUUUGUUUUUUAAAGGGCAUUUUCAUUCCGAGUAAAUCCCCAUUUGACACGGCUACACUUUCAGUUGGCGGCUUAUUAGGUUCUCGGUGAAUAACAUUUGGUGAUUUCAUAGUUCAGAUGAAAAGUCAAUGAGCUUUGAUAAGUCCACAGCUGAUUCUGGAGAACAUCCCUGUCCAGAUUCGCCCACCAGAUGGGCCAAUCAGGCAUACGUAUACUCCCAGUUUUCCUGACCAUACCACUACCAUUGUAUGGACCAUACGCAUUCUGGCAUUCUGGAAAGGUAUGGAAGGUGUCUUUGACGGGGUCACCUGUUUGUGGCGGCCCUCAGGUCAAGGAAGGUGCCUUUUUCUUAACGGGCAGAAACAGCACUGAUUGAGUGUAACGUACACUGUGAGGUGAAUACCAUGGAAGUGUAGGCCCAUUAAGUGGCUGUCUAGUGUGGUUGAUCCACUGUUGCCUGAUGGGGCGGGGGGGUCAUGGGGGAUCCGUCAGAUUAGCCUUUUUUCUGGGAGGUCGGAAUCCCCCCUCUGAUAUCUGUAAUGACUUACCACAAGGCUGCUUUGGAAUAGAUUGAUCUGCAUGGGUCUGCCCCCCCGCCCCGCCCCUCCCCUCUCUCUCCCUUCCCCCCCUCUCCUCACUAGGAUGUGCUGGACUCCAGCCAGGAUACAGCCUGUCUAGCAUGUUAAGAUCCCGCCCAUUUCUGCAAGUUUGCAAUGUGAGCUGGCUUUCUUCUUUCCUUCCCUCGGGCAAAGUGGCUAUUGCUCUGCUAGUGUGUGUGUGUGUGUGUGAGAGAGAGAGAGGGAGAGAGAGGUAAAGAGAGAGAGAGAGAGUCUGUGCAUAUUUGUGACUGUACUUGUGUGUGUGUGGUUGGAGCUUCCGGGGAUAGAUCAGUGGAUGUAAAGCUAGGAUCCAUCAAUAACAGCACGACACCACAGAGCCCUGCUGUCGUCGUGGUGUGAGGAGCUGGGUCGUCUUCUUCUGCUGCGUCACCAGAAGAACAGACAGAACGAACCGCAGGGCAAAGUCCCCAUGCAGCCCAGCAUGAACAGCAUGAAACCAGGCCUCACACACAGCGAUGGCUCCUUUCCCUACGACUCGGUUCCCUGGCAACAGAACACCAACCAGCCCCCUGGGUCGUUGUCCGUGGUUACGACAGUGUGGGGUGUGACUAACACGUCACAGAGUCAGGUACUAGGCAACCAUAUGGCAAACAGCAACAACCCAAUGAACCCUGGAGCGAACCCCAUGGGCUCGGGGAUGUCGGGUGGCGGAGGGGGGCUCAGCUCCCCCCAGUUCAGCGGGCAGCAGCAGCAGUUCCCCCCCAAGGGGGGCUCCAGUCAGGCCUACAUGCAGCAGGGCAUGUACGGCAGACCUGGCUACCCUGGAGGAGGGGGCUACAGCGGCAGUUACUCUGGGGGUCCCAACGCCCCUCCGGGAGGGAUGGGUAUGCCCCCCCACAGCCGCACCCCCGCUGACUUCACCCAACCAGCAGCGGCAGCCGCCGCUGCCGCCGUUGCCGCCGCCGCUGCCACGGCAACGGCCACAGCAACCGCCACCGUGGCAGCCAUGCAAGAGACCCAGAACAAAGACAUGAACCAAUAUGGACAGAUGUGUUCGUCGUUCCAGAUGGGGCCAGCCCAGGCCUACAACAGCCAGUUUAUGAACCAGCCGGGACCAAGAGGCCCCCCUGGGGGAAUGAACCCAGGCAGCAUGGGCUCGCCCAUGAACAACCCCAACAUGAGUGGGCCUCCCAUGGGCAUUAACCAAACUCGAGCCCCAGGCAUGGGGCCUUUCGGCAGCCACGGGCAAAGGAUGCCCCAGCAAGGCUAUCCCAGCGGGCCCAGACAGGGCAUGCCUAUGCAAGGCAUGAAGAGGCCCUACCCUGGAGAGCCAAACUAUGGGGGUCAGCAGUACGGGCCCAACGGUCAGUUCCCUCCGCAGCAAGGGCCCUACCCCUCCUCCAACCCCCCCAGACCGAUGUCCUCACCAAACUACCCCGGGCAGAGGAUGCCAGGGCAGCAGGUCCAAGGGCAGUACGGUCCUGGCAUGACCAUGGGUCAAUACUAUAAGCAGGAGCAGUUUAAUGGCCAGAACACCAACUUCUCUGGUGCUGGAUACUCCUAUAGCCAAGGCAAUGGGCCCCCCAGGCCUGGGACCUACCCCCACUCUCCCGUCCCGGGGAACCCUACACCACCCAUGACCCCAGGAAGUGGCAUCCCUCCCUACCUGUCCCCCAACCAGGACGUCAAACCCCCGUUCCCUCCAGACAUGAAACCAAAUAUGGCUGCACUCCCUCUUCCUCCACCUAAUGUGAAAAGGAAAGUUGACGUCCUCUCUUGCUCUCCGCUCCCAGCCAACCCGAACGAGGAGCUGCGACUGACUUUCCCGGUCCGCGACGGCGUUGUGUUGGAGCCCUUUCGUCUGGAGCACAACCUGGCCGUCAGCAACCACGUCUUCCACCUGCGUCCGUCCGUUCACCAGACUCUCAUGUGGAGGUCAGACUUGGAACUACAGUUCAAGUGUUACCACCAUGAGGACAGGCAGAUGAACACUAACUGGCCAGCCUCCGUCCAGGUCAGCGUCAAUGCCACACCCCUAACCAUCGAGAGAGGAGACAACAAGACUUCCCAUAAACCCUUGCACCUGAAGCAUGUCUGUCAACCUGGUAGAAACACCAUCCAGAUCACCGUCACUGCCUGCUGCUGUUCCCACCUGUUCGUGCUGCAACUGGUCCACAGGCCGUCCGUCCGGUCGGUCCUCCAGGGCCUGCUGAAGAAGAGGCUCCUGCCUGCGGAGCACUGCAUCACCAAGAUCAAGAGGAACUUCAGCAGUGUCGUGGCCUCGUCGGGGAACACCACUCUGAACGGGGAGGAUGGCGUGGAGCAGACUGCCAUCAAAGUCUCGCUCAAGUGUCCAAUCACCUUCAGACGCAUCCAGUUGCCGGCCAGAGGCCACGACUGUAAACACGUCCAGUGCUUCGACCUGGAGUCCUACCUGCAGCUUAACUGUGAGAGGGGGACCUGGAGGUGUCCUGUAUGCAAUAAAACGGCGUUGUUAGAGGGGCUGGAGGUGGACCAGUACAUGUGGGGCAUCCUCAACGCAAUCCAGAAGUACGUUUCUAUGCUAAACCCUCACUCAGAGUUCGAGGAAGUCACCAUCGACCCCACGUGUAGUUGGCGUCCUGUCCCCAUCAAGUCGGACGUCCACAUCAAAGAGGACCCCGACGGACCGCUGGCCAAGCGCUUCAAGACCAUGAGCCCCAGUCAGAUGACCAUGCCCAACGUCAUGGAGAUGAUAGCCCAACUGGGCCCUGGCCCCGCCCCCUACCCACCACACCCUGCUCAGCUCGCCGGGGGCAACGGGGGGGAGUACCCAGGUCCAGGCAACAGUUACCAUGGCCACGGGAAUUUUGACUUCCCCCACUGCAACCCCUCAGGUGGGGCUGGGGGUGGAGGAGGCGGAGGCCCCCCCAUGAAUGACUUCAUGCAUGGCCCCCCCCAGCUGUCCCACCCUCCAGACGGCCCCGGGGGCCUCAUGUCCCAGGACAAAACCCUGAACCACGGCAUGCCUGACUCGAUGUGUCAUCCCGAUCAGUCUCAUAGUUCCAUGCAGCAGAGCUUGCACGCCCCCUCCCACCCCGGCAACCAAUCAGCGCAGUCCUUACAUCACAGCGGCCAGUCAGGCCAUUCGCUUCAUCACAGCGGCCACUCAUCGCAGCCCUCUCGCCAGGCCCCGCCUCAACAGCAGCCCAACCAGAACAGCCACCCUCACGGCGAUCUGAACUUUAACCCCUCUUCAGGGGUGGACGGGCAGAUGGGUGGGCAGGGACCGCAAGACAUGCCCGAGCCCUCGCUGGAUCUGCUCCCCGAGCUGGCCAACCCAGACGAGCUCCUGUCGUACCUGGACCCUCCCGACCUGCCCACCAACAGCAACGACGACCUCCUCUCCCUGUUUGAGAACAAUUAAGCCUUCCCCCCCCCCUCCAUGAGCCUGCGCUGUGUGUUGGACUGUCUUGGCUGAAGACAUUCUAGAGACUUCUGACAAGCGGUACACGCACACACACAGACACACGAUAUCUGUCGAGAGACAACGAGUGGCAUAGGAAUGAGGGUGGCCGUCAGUUGACGUGGGCGCCACCCCGGAACCUCAUGGUGAGGGUAGCAACAGACUCCUGUCGUUCCCUCCCUCCUCAUGUACAGAUUCUCGGCCUCAGAUCCAAAGCUUCUGAUUCUCAACACACCAUCGACGGCCAUGUUGGCUGGCACUAACGUGACGUGACACCGGUGACUGUUCCAAUUUGAAACUGUGCAGCUAUAUUCAGCUCAUGCGUGUCACACAAUGAACCCUGUGUGGGUUGUACAUAGCAUUUUUACGUUGAUCUUUUGCUUUUCUUACGUUGGAGGACAAGAAGGACGUGUAACUGUGUUGUUUCGCUUCCUUGCUCUUGUUUUGCUCCCUCUUUAAAGUGGGUUCUUCCAACAAAUGAGACCAUGGACUUUGAUCCCCCACCUCACACUGUGUUUCCAGAAGGAUAGAGGUCUCCACCCAGCCUGUUCCAGCCCUCCACCCCCUGACCUGAAGCACAACACAGAGCCUCAACACAUCCCCAGCCCUGCCCUCAGCCCUGCUCUCAGCCCUGCCCUUAGCCCUGCCCUCAGCCCUGCCCUCAGUCUCCUGAGGAGCCAGCCCCUUGCCCCCUCUCCUCUGGACACUCCCAACGGUACAAAUGGUACAAACUCUGUUAGCAGCUGUGUGUGACUGUGUGAGAGUGUGUGAGAGUGACAGAGAGUGACAGAGAGUGACAGAGAGUGACAGAGAGU
Messenger RNA from Hypomesus transpacificus, 7542 nucleotides. RefSeq names its product zinc finger, MIZ-type containing 1a (gene zmiz1a). NCBI's taxonomy places the organism in Eukaryota, Metazoa, Chordata, Actinopteri, Osmeriformes, Osmeridae. Gene Ontology annotation, molecular function: SUMO ligase activity; zinc ion binding. The coding region runs from base 3752 to 6688 and encodes 978 amino acids. The record is from RefSeq and is a predicted model, not a curated record. Gene Ontology annotation, biological process: protein sumoylation; regulation of transcription by RNA polymerase II. The transcript has 20 exons.